AUGACCUUCGGGGGACACGUUCGAAAGGCUUGGAAUAAAACGGAUAAGACCGCAACAGCCUUUGCUAGACUCAUGCCCAAUACAGAGGGUCCUGGGCAGAAGAAAAGGGCUGUGAUGGCUAGCACAGUAGACUCACUUGUUUUGUAUGCAGCUAGCGCAUGGGCUCACGCGCUUCGAAUAAACAGGCGCAGAGAUAGGAUGCUAAAGACACAAAGGAAGAUGUCCCUGAGGAUCGCGCAUGCGUACUGGACCUUCGCGUUCCACGUCGCGGCUAAUGUGAUCGCCGGUGUGAUUCCGCUCGAUUUGAAAGUCGAGGAAAGAAAGGAAAUCCAGGUCCUAAUAAGUAGGGGGUUUCAAAUCGCAGAGGCGAAAAAUUUGGCUAGAAGGGAGACCAUGGCAAGAAAGAUGGCGGUUAACAACCAAUGCUGCGUGGACGAGAAGAAUAAUUCCGGAGGUGAAGACCUGGGUAAAUAG
Molecule: messenger RNA, 474 nt
Organism: Anoplophora glabripennis (Asian longhorned beetle)
Lineage: Eukaryota; Metazoa; Arthropoda; Insecta; Coleoptera; Cerambycidae
Exons: 1
Coding region: 1-474 (157 amino acids)
Source: RefSeq, a predicted model, not a curated record